Messenger RNA from Hibiscus syriacus, 379 nucleotides. RefSeq lists its product as uncharacterized. The transcript has 2 exons. Lineage: Eukaryota; Viridiplantae; Streptophyta; Magnoliopsida; Malvales; Malvaceae. The coding region runs from base 17 to 355 and encodes 112 amino acids. The record is from RefSeq and is a predicted model, not a curated record.
ACCCACUGCUACAAACAUGAAAUUUGGUCAUGGGGUCACUCCUCUUCUCCUGUUUCUCUUCUUUUCAGCUCAUGUCUUCAAUUACAAUGAAGCUACAAGCACGACACAAGUAAAAGACUCUUCAGAAAUGGUUCCGUUGGUGAAUCAGAAGACGGUGAUGAAGAUGACGAUGUUUAGCAGGAGAAAGCUGGGGAGUUUCCAGAUAUGCGCUGUUUGUACAUGCUGUGGUGGAGCUCAAGGUGCUUGCUCACCAUCUCAGUGUUGCUAUGCAAUCGAUUGCGACAUUCCACACACACCCUUUGGUUUCUGUUCUUUCAUUCCCAAAACCUGUAAUUGCUUUGGAUGCCAUCUCUGAAACCUUCAUUUUAUCUAUAUAUUU